Messenger RNA from Cantharellus anzutake, 1352 nucleotides. Its product is annotated as phosphoribosyltransferase-like protein. The transcript has 6 exons. Gene Ontology annotation, molecular function: ribose phosphate diphosphokinase activity; magnesium ion binding. The record is from RefSeq and is a predicted model, not a curated record. Gene Ontology annotation, biological process: purine nucleotide biosynthetic process; 5-phosphoribose 1-diphosphate biosynthetic process. Gene Ontology annotation, cellular component: ribose phosphate diphosphokinase complex; cytoplasm. Bases 222 to 1190 code for a protein of 322 amino acids. Lineage: Eukaryota; Fungi; Basidiomycota; Agaricomycetes; Cantharellales; Hydnaceae.
AGUAGGAGAGCGAUCUUGUAAUUUACACCUCCCUCUUUAGUGUAAAUCGAGUCUUUUGGGUCUAGUGAUCUCUUGAGUUAAGUUCACGAUCUCUAAGCUCGUCUAUCGGCCUUCGCCGAUUCAAGGUCUCUCACAGACCCUCAUAUAAUACAUACUUAAACGCAUGGACCUCUGUUCGUGAUCGCCAUCCACAAACCACAACUCGUUUCUUGCCUGCCACUAUGCUAGGGGGCAGUAGCAUCAAAGUGUUUUCUGGCACCAGCCAUCCUGAGAUUGCAGAGCUUAUCGCUCACAGAAUUGGUCUACCGCUGUCGAAAGCACUGGUCACUCGCAAUGGGGCCGGAGAAACCUCAGUCCGUCUCGGAGAGUCUGUUCGCGAGGCUGACGUAUACAUCGUUAACACUGGUUGUGGACCGCCUGGACUCUCUGUGAACGUUUCCCUCAUGGAGCUGUGCAUCAUGAUUCAUGCUUGCAAGAUUUCGAGUGCUAAAAGGAUCACUGCCGUUAUUCCACUCUUUCCCUAUGCUCGUCAAGACAAAAAGGACAAAAGUCGUGCUCCAAUAACGGCAAAGCUUGUUGCAAAUAUGCUGCAGAACAGCGGUUGCGACCACGUCAUUACUAUGGACUUGCAUGCAUCGCAGAUUCAGGGCUUUUUUGAUGUCCCUUUAUACGCCGAACCCUCCGUUCUCCACUAUAUCCGACAAAACUUCAAUAUCAAAGAUGUAGUCAUUGUCUCUCCAGAUGCUGGAGGUGCAAAACGAGCCACUUCAAUCGCCGAUCGGCUCGGGGUAGAUUUCGCCAUAUUUCAUAAGGAGCGGAAGAAGGCUAACGAAGUCUCGCGUAUGGUGCUCGUCGGACAAUGCGAGGGAAAGAUUGCGAUCCUUGUCGAUGAUAUGGCGGAUACAUGUGGUACCAUAUGCCUCGCGGCACACUAUCUCGUCGAGGGUAAAGCUUCACGAGUCAUCGCUAUUGUAACACAUGGAAUCCUGUCCGGUGACGCACUCAAGAAGAUUGAGGCAACAAAAGGUCUCGAAAAACUGGUGGUGACAAACACCAUACCACAAUGUGAUAACCAACGCGCUUGCAACAAAAUUGAAGUCAUCGACAUCGCUUCGGUCUUGGGUGAGGUCAUUCGACGUAGCCACUACGGCGAGAGCGUCUCCAGACUGUUUCAUGAAGUCCCCUACUAGAUCAUUUCGCUUGCUUUUUUCCAUUACAUAGUACAUGUAUAAUCACUGGCCUGGAUUGGUGAUCAUGACGAGACAAGUAUCGGACAUUGUUCUAUACCAAGACCAUUGAACAACGUAUUCUUAAAUUUUGAAUUUCCAAUGGCUUUCAAAUAUACUGGCUCC